AUGUUUCUUGCUAUCAUGUAUUGUUCGAUCAGUUCGGUAAGGGGUUCGUACUAUGAGUCUUUUCAAACGCCAGCAACAGAAGGUUCUCCUGCUGAUGUCAGCAUUCAAAUAGAAAUUUUGAACAUACGGGGAAUAAACGUGGUAGAUAUGGAUGAGAAUACAUUUACGAAAUCCUGCCGUCUGAAUUUCGGGGAAGUCGGCCAAAACUACCCACCUUUGGAUGAUGAGCAACAAUUUGUUGAGUUUAAGUCUUUAGUAAUCGACAUAUUCUUAUACAAAACUUGGAGAGAUCACAGACUUAUGUUCCCAGUAGUUAAUGAAAGCUUAGAGAAAAUCGCUCUAAAUCCAGACUGGAGGCAGCAUCUAUGGACACCAGAUGUUUACUUUCACAAUGCAAUUGAAGGGAAAGUAUUAGAUAGUAUAAUUCCUUAUGUUUAUCUUUGGCUGAAGAAUGAUUCCACAGUUAUUUUUGGAGCAAGAUUAUCACUAGAAUUUAGCUGUGACAUGUCACUUCAUAACUUCCCUCAUGAUACUCAAACUUGUGAUAUAGUUGUAAAAAGCUUAACGCACACUUUGAGUGAAAUGAAUCUUCACUGGCGCGAUGCUAACUCCCUUAGUGUAAGUGACUUCAUAAUUCUACCUCAGUUUGAGUUUAUGGAUCCUCAAACAUCAAACUGCACAAAGAAAGACAUGAUGGGGAAACAUGGCAAAUUUGCAUGUCUAAGAGGAGUGAUUCAUUUAACAAGAAGAGUUGGCUAUUAUGUCAUCAAUAUUUAUAUACCAAGUAUUCUAAUUGUCUUUAUGGCAAUGCUAACAUUUUGGAUACCUGUUGAUGCUGUUCCUGGAAGAGUGACUUUGGGAGUAACAUCACUGUUGACCAUCAUAACAAAACAGUACCAAGCUGCAUUGCCAAGUGUUUCGUAUGUUGUAGCACUCAAUGUUUGGCUCUCAGUCUGUAUUGGUUUUGUAUUUUGUAGUUUACUUGAAUAUGCAGCUGUUGUAGCAAUUCUCAGUCAUCAAAAACGAGUAGAAAAAGAAAAAAGAGCACAUAGCUUAGAAGAAGAUUCAGGAUGCUACAAACUUACUUAUAUAUUUCAUUCCAAGCUUGAAAAGAUUGAUGUUGUUCAAAUUGAUAGAAUAUGUCGUAUUGUAUUUCCUGUCAUUUUUGUUUGCCUUUGCCUUAUUUACUGGAUUUUUUAUACAAAAAUAAAUGCUGAUUAUUAAAGUUA
Molecule: messenger RNA, 1229 nt
Organism: Parasteatoda tepidariorum (common house spider)
Lineage: Eukaryota; Metazoa; Arthropoda; Arachnida; Araneae; Theridiidae
Source: RefSeq, a predicted model, not a curated record